AUGCCGUCAGUUCCAUCAUAUACUUUGCUCCAGCCCGAACUGACUAGGAAGCCUUCGAAGGCUCGGUUGAUUUUAGCGAUAUUCUUUCUGGUGUUACUCGUUUUGUUGGUUGUAUUUAUUUCGUUGUACGUUGUGGCGAAAAAUAAGACGACCAGCGAGGGCCAUUCGAAUGGCACACCAACUAUAUGGCCAACUGCGUCGACGAAGACUUGUAAUACCAUUGGAUGUGUCGUCAGUGCUGCAGACAUUCUCAACAAACUUGAUCAAUCCGCUGAUCCAUGCGAGCAUUUUUAUCAGUACAGUUGUGGAGGAUUCGUAAAGAAGAGUUACAUCCCUGAUGGCGAAUCAUACAUUGAUUCGAUCACUGCAUCAAAUGAUUUCAUUCAAUACACCUUGAGGGAUCUCUUUCAAAACAAACAAUUGCAGUCAAAUUAUUCUGUGGAUCCAAGUUCAGCCGUCUAUAAAGCAUUCGUAUUCUACAAGUCUUGUAUGGACGUGGAGCGUCUUGAAAUUGCCGGGGAUUAUCCAAUUCGUCAAGUGAUUGAAAAAUAUGGCUCUUGCAGCAUAACCAACAACAAAUGGUCUGAAGAUACUUGGGUGUUGGAGAAAAUACUAGCGAGAGUACUUGCUGAUACAGGAGUACCAGUCUUUCUUGAUGUAGAUAUAAAGCAAUCGUUCUUAAACACGUCGGAAAUCUAUGUUUCGAUAGGCGGGGGACAUUCUGGUUAUGACAAUAAACAACUGGAAAGAGAAAAAUGGGAUUCAAGAAAACUUGAGUUAAAGCUAAACAAAGAAAAUGGUAUUCCCACGAAUGACGUCGAUGAUUACAAAAAGCUUAUGUCCACCAUAUUCAAACUGUUAGGAACAAAUUCUCUCAUUGAUUAUGAAGUAAAUCGUCUUGUUAAUUUGGAAGACAGUUUUUUAAAGGUUCGGGAAACUUUAGAUCUAUCUGACGUAGAUGCGAUUAAAAAUAAAAUCACAUUUAUGACACUAGAAGAGCUGAAUAAACUGACAUCGCUCAAGUUUAAUUGGAAAGUGUAUCUUGAGGAGAUAUUUAAGGGCACAAAAAAAUCAAUUGCAUCAGACCAGAAACUCAUGAUAAUCAUGCCAAACAAUAUCAAAAGCAUCGUUAACUGGCUUGCAGACAAACCCAAGAGUUUGCUUGCUAACGAGGUAAUAUGGAGUGUUGUCAGAACCUUUAUCGAUAAUCUACCAAAGGCAUUUAGAAAAGCCCGACAGGAAUAUUAUUUGACUUACGGACUACAGACAACUCCUAGAUGGAAGGCGUGUAAUGCUUUAGCAGACAAAUAUUUCACGCAUGCUACCACUUUGCUGUUUGUUAACAAACAUGUGAAAGACGACACUUUAAAAAAGGUGGCAGAUAUGUUUUCUGAGAUCAAAGCUGAGUUUGUUGAUGGUCUUAAAGAACAAAAGUGGAUGGAUAAACCCACCCGCGCUCAGGCCCGUCUUAAGCUAAAUAAAAUGAAGGAUUGGAUUGGCUUUCCAUCAAUUGUUAAGAAUGCAACAGAACUGAACAAUUAUUACAACAGGGUUGAAGUCAGUGAAUUAUUACUCUUACAAAAUGCGUUGAAUUCCAUCAGAGAUAUGGUUAUAAAGAAGAUUGACAGAUUGGGCAAACCCCCGGAUGACAGCAGGUUUUCGAUGUCACCUCUUUCUGUCAAUGCAUAUUAUUCGUUUCAAGCAAACGGAAUAACAAUUUUAGCGGGAAUAUUACAGCCACCUUUCUACAAAGAUGCAACGCUAAAGGCGUUAAGUUAUGGCUCCCUUGGGAUGUUUGUAGGUCAUGAAAUUACACACGCCUUUGACAAGCAAGGAAGUGAAUACGAUGAAAAUGGAAACAUUCGGCAGUGGUGGACUAAGGCAUCACACGGCAAUUUUGUGAAACGAUCAGAAUGUUUGAUUAAACAGUACAACAAUGUUACAAUAUCUGGUUUUCAGGUUAAUGGCACUAAAACAUUAUCCGAAAAUAUUGCUGACAACGGAGGAUUGAAAUAUGCCUACAGAGCCUAUCAAAAAUGGCGAAGAACACAUGGUGAUGAAGACAGGCUACCAGCUCUCUCUUUGGAUAAUAACCAACUUUUUUUCGUUAGCUUUGCCCAGACGUGGUGUGCCAAGUACACAAAGAAAGCGGUCAAAAUUUUGAUAAGUAUUGAUGACCAUUCACCGGAUGCAGUGAGAGUGCGUGUUCCAAUCCACAACUUUCCCGAAUUCAGUACAGCAUUUGGAUGUCCACCGCGGAAUAAUACCUGCGCAGUCUGGUAGUAUUUCCCUUAAUUGCAACAUAGCCUUAUGGUAUAGAUUUUUUGUCUUACCUUGGAACCUCUUUAAUAUAAGCAGAAGACAGUGAGACUUUAUUAAUUUUCAAACAACAAAUUAAUUUGAUAACCGAUUGAAACCUAACGUGCAUCUGUUUUAAUGAGUAUUAAAUUUAAAAGGUAGAGAAGUCCUACAGGGCCUAUUUUAACUAUAUAACUGGGGGCUUCGCCACCUUUGGAAUUCGUGCCAGUAUUAAAAAAAAUUGUUAAUAUUUAUAAGUCAUAGCUUAUUACAGCUUAUAAUAGCGUGAAAUAUUUGUUCACUAAAAUGUAAAUAUUUUAUGUUGCUUAAUUUUGCUUCACUGCGUUCAUGUUUAAAUGGGGAACGGCGUGUUAACAUUCGCGCCGGCUCCCGAAGCGACGCCACAAUUUUUAUAAAGGGUGAAAAAUGGGUGAAACAGCGAUGCCGAUCGUUUAAUUUAUUAUAAAGAUAGUAUAACAUUUACAACCAGGGCCGUCGCUAGAAGCUUAAUUGGGGGGUAUAUAUUCAUAUAUUCAUGCAUGUUCAUACAACCGUAGAAACAUAGCAAACAAAAGAAAUCAGUCGCGGGCAUAAGACGAAUAACAUGAAUCCCCCCCCAAUUAAGCUUCUAGCGACAGCCCUGUUUACAAUAAAACUUGACAGGAAAGUCUCUUUCAAAACUUAUUUAAAAGCUCUCUCGAAACAACAUAAGAAGAACAUGCAACAACAAAACCAAAACAAAGC
This is a messenger RNA of Dendronephthya gigantea, 3042 nucleotides long. Its product is annotated as endothelin-converting enzyme 2-like. Bases 1 to 2283 code for a protein of 760 amino acids. Gene Ontology annotation, cellular component: plasma membrane. The record is from RefSeq and is a predicted model, not a curated record. Gene Ontology annotation, molecular function: metalloendopeptidase activity. NCBI's taxonomy places the organism in Eukaryota, Metazoa, Cnidaria, Anthozoa, Malacalcyonacea, Nephtheidae. Gene Ontology annotation, biological process: protein processing. The transcript is spliced from 19 exons.